Fusarium coffeatum is the source of this 789-nucleotide messenger RNA. RefSeq lists its product as uncharacterized. Bases 1 to 789 code for a protein of 262 amino acids. NCBI's taxonomy places the organism in Eukaryota, Fungi, Ascomycota, Sordariomycetes, Hypocreales, Nectriaceae. Gene Ontology annotation, molecular function: protein serine/threonine kinase activity; ATP binding. The transcript has 4 exons. The record is from RefSeq and is a predicted model, not a curated record. Gene Ontology annotation, cellular component: cytoplasm. Gene Ontology annotation, biological process: autophagy; peptidyl-serine phosphorylation.
AUGGCUAACUUAGCAGCCUGGACCGAUGAGGACCUCCGCCUGUCGGCCGUCCGAGAGAAAGGUUUCCCCGUAUGCGGUUAUCUGCGCGGAUCAUACCUUGGACAGGGUGGAUACGCCCGUGUUUACAAAGUUCUUCGUACCGCAACUGGACAAGUCUGUGCCGGAAAGACUUCUCCUGACGCAGUUAAGCAUUUGCGAAAGGAGGCACGUAUUCUGCGAGGCCUCGAUCAUCCCAAUAUUGUAAAGUAUGUCGGGUACUAUGAAGAAGAAGAUGACCCGAAAGCGAACGUCCUUGUCAUGGAGUUAAAAGCUACUCUGCAAGUGAUGAACCAAGUCUCGAAGGCUGUUGAGUAUCUCCAUAAGCGAGACCGUUUUCACGGCGACCUCAAGCCGCGAAACAUCCUCAUUCGCUCAUGGGACCCUAUUAACAUCGUCGUUGCCGAUUGCGCUGAGAGACACCACGGGCAUGCUGGAAAGAGCGACGACAUCUGGGCUCUUGGUAUCACUCUGCUGGGCAUGAUGGGACAGUGGCCUCAUUUCGUCAGAAAGGAGGAGCGACAGUAUCCUCGACUUUGUGCCACACACGCCCGCAACUUGGACAAAUUGAAUCCUGACCAUGAAAUUGCGCAGCUCCUUCUUCGUCUGCUUGAGUGGGAUUUCAAGAAGCGAAUCACCGCCACCGAGCUGGCCAACGUGACUGGCGAGCUUUUGGAGGAGCGUACCGGAAUCCUCAAGGACCAGAUGGAUUUGAAGGUCCCUGAGGGAACCCGCACUGUUGAGUUUUGGUAA